Vitrella brassicaformis is the source of this 2478-nucleotide messenger RNA. The record is from the annotation of a GenBank genome assembly. Lineage: Eukaryota; Vitrellaceae.
CAUCACGGUGCGCACCGCACAUGCAUACAUCUAGCGGUCAUGUAUGUCUCUACCUAUCCAUCCAGCCGCUAUUAGUAGAUGCACCCGCGCACACUGUCGUGGUCACGCUUCCGGACGGGCACAGUCAGCGACAAUAUUUGCUCCCUCUCACCCUCCGAUUCAUCGUCAACCCCCUCCACCUCUUUCGCCCCCCAUAGGCCUCUCUCGCACUUGCCGCCAACGCAGCAGUCAACCUGCGGCGUGUUCUCGCCACUCUGCUGCCACUGCUGCUGCUUCAGAUGCUUCACCUUUCCUGCCAAUUUGAUGCGGUCUUUGUGCAGCCGGGGACGGGUGACGGGCGCGGGAGGCAGCAGAGACAGAGAGCCGCUCUUGGGCAGUGACGGGGCCAGCUUGUGCUGCGAGUUGGUGUGGAGGCGGCUCGUGAAGUGCCCGACGCACGACGCAUACAUACGGGGCGGGGGCAGAUGGUGAGGCAGGCGGGGUGCCAAGAGGCCAGGGGGCGGGUGGUGGCUGAGCGUCGUCCGGUGGGUGGGGCUGAUCGGUGGAGACGUCUGAGCUGGUGGGGAGGGGAAGAGAGACACAGACACCUGGCACACAGGCGGCCGUACGAUGGCAGGCCUCCUCGGUGGUGCUGGUGGCGGUGGCGGCGGAUGGGCAAACAGGUUCAAGGGCCGGACGGGGACGGGGAUGUGAUGCAGAUGGCGAGACAUCAUGUUGGUUGAGUCGAUGCUCAUCGUCGGGGCGUUUGUGAAGGCCCGGGUGCUCUGCUGGCCUGUCAGCACCGAGUGGUGGUGCACCGGCGACUGCAUGACGGACACGCUCCUGUUGUGGAGCGUGUGGCGCAUCACCAGUGGGCUCUUCAUGUCGACGUAGACCGGCUCCUUUGCGUCAACAGGGCUGGCACACUUGACCCUGGCCGACGGCAGGGGCGACUCCAGGCAGGGCAACAUCUCAGUCGGCUCCUUGGCCUCAAUGGCAUGGAUCUUCUUUGUCCCCUGCCUUCGCACCCCCUUCCUCUCCCUCUCUCCGCGGUGGGCCUUGCUGGUAGCUGCAACAGCGUUCAAGCGCUUCAAUGGCGGCGGGGGCGCUUUGUCGCCGCUGCUGGCUUUUCGCUUGAUCACGGGAACCCGGGGCGGCUUCUUGGCUUGGGUUGUGGCAGGAGGGUGGGAGUGCCGCAGACGUGUGGUGGUGACCGGGUGCUGAGGUUUCUCCAGGACGGUGAAUCGAGACACGGGCGGCCCCGUGGCGAUUUUGCUGGCAUGAGUCAUCGGCAGUCGUGUGGUGAAGGGGCCGAGGUGGGUGUGGCUCUUGGCUGGACCAAGGCAGCCCGUCUUGUGUGUGUGCGGGGCGUGCGGGGUGUGCUGGAAGGGGAGGGAGGCCCUCAUGGGAAUGUGGUGGUUGAUGCGGCCUCUCGCCGAGUUGCAGCGCCGCAUCGCCGUCAUCUUGAUGUCCUUCUCCCUUGCUGCAUUGCUGGUGUCCCGCGCCAUGGCCGUAUGAGUGGGGCUGAAGUGUCUGAACCACUCCGCCAUGUUGCUGCGGAACGCCCUGCCAGAGGUGCUGCCAAAGAGAGUCGGCGGGGGGUAAACAGCUGCAGGCAGCGUGGCUUUCACCUCUGUCUCAUCCAUGUCUCUGCUGCCGAAUGAGGGCAGAUAGUGCUGAUGUGUCUUUUCACCGCCACCGACGACAGAGAAAGUCGGGAUGGCCCUCUCGGUAGCAAGCGGGGCUCCCGGCUGCGGAUGCUGCGCGCUGUGCAUGUUGAUGUUGUAUGUGGCGUGUGCGGCAGGGGGAAAGGGCGGCGGAUAGACAUAGUCCUGGGUGAAAGUCCUGUAUGGCGCCCCCCGGUAGAAGCCGUCUCUCGUGUCGCCCAGCACAUCCUCGCUCUCAUUGUCGGUGCUGUGCGGCACUAGAGGGCCGCCCCGGCUGGAGGAGAAGGCGAUCACCGGAGACAGGAUCUUGAGCGGCUCACGAGCAGUCAGCUGCCCCUCCCCCUCCCUCUCUCUGCUUCUGCUGCCCUCGCCAGUGAUGUUUCGGCGGACCACUUUGCCCUGCUGCUGCAGCUGGGGGUCCACGCCCUGCAGGAUGUCCCGCAUCGAGUCGGCUCGUUUGAACAGGGUUGCCCGGCCGCCCAGAGACCGACCUGCAAACACCGAGGCAGCAAGCAAUAAUUGAGAGACAGUCACUGAGCUCCAAUUGUAAGUACUGGGGAGUAUAUGCCUACGGUCGCCGGGCAGGAGGGCUGCGGAGGUUGUGGAUGACCCACCCCGGUGCUGGCGUGGCGACAUGCGGCCCAUGACGGCCAGCAGGGGAGAGCUGGUCACGUUCUUGGAAGGAAUCAUCGUCCAGUCAGCUCAAGUUGCUUCUGAGACAGAACCAAGACAGGCCAGCUGGGGCUGAACGGCGUGCGAUGCAUUUCUGCACUGCAGUGGUGUCGGCUUCCACCCCACGCACCUGCUUGCUCGUUCGGAAGGAGGAUUUGAU